Molecule: messenger RNA, 281 nt
Organism: Leptosomus discolor (cuckoo roller)
Lineage: Eukaryota; Metazoa; Chordata; Aves; Leptosomiformes; Leptosomidae
Source: RefSeq, a predicted model, not a curated record
AUUUCCACCUCACCCUGGACACGGCGCAGCGGUACCAGAAGGUGAAGGGCUUUGGUGGCUCCGUCACGGACUCAGCUGCCAUCAACAUCCAGUCCCUGUCCAAGGAUGCCCAGAACAACCUGCUCCGCUCCUAUUUCUCCGAGGAAGGCAUCGAGUACAACCUCGUGCGUGUCCCCAUGGCCAGCACCGACUUCUCCGUCCGCCUGUACACUUAUGCUGACGUGGAGGGUGACUUUGAGCUGAAGCACUUCAACCUGACAGAGGAGGACACAGGGAUGAAG